CACUUCAAAGCCAAUCUCUAGCUGUCUCGUUUAAUGCCUUGUCUUUCUUGUUUCUAAUUAACUGACUCCAAGUAGAGAGAGAGAGAUCGUCGGGUUUCUUAUUUUCCAUCUCUUUCUCGGAAAGUUUUAAGAGUUUCCAGGAAAAAGAAAACAUAUUACUAAUUAUACAUACAACGUUACGGUUACGUAUAUGAAUGCUACUACACUGUCGGAAAUCUGUAGAUUCCAUGCUUCGUUGGUGUUGGAAACUUUGAAUCUUCGUUCCCGUUAAUCUCAGCUUGUUGUUUUUCACACCAUCAUGUCUUGGAAGAAAGUGGGUUCGAUUUUCUCUUUUCUCAAUUUCCAGCGUAUCCUGCAGCGGCGGCGACAACAGCAAGAGCAGUCACCGUUGCAGAUGGAGGGAGCUCAGGUGGCCGGCCAGCGCGGCAGACAUCCGAUCAAAACGCACGGAACCAAAGUGGCAAGGGAUCAUUUACAUGAUUGGCUAAUAUUAAUGCUUCUGGUUAUGAUAGAGGUUGGUUUGUUCGUCAUCCAUCCGUUUUAUCGGUUUGUUGGAAAGGAUAUGAUGGCUGAUCUCAAGUAUCCCAUGAAAGACAACACUGUCCCACUCUGGGCUGUUCCUAUUUACUCGGUUUUGUUACCGAUAUGUGUUUUCAUCUUCGUCUAUUUCCGGAGGAGAGACGUGUAUGAUCUGCACCACAGCGUCUUAGGCCUGUUGUUUGCGGUACUGAUUACUGCUGUUAUCACGGAUGCAAUCAAAGAUGCCGUGGGUCGGCCUCGACCGGAUUUCUUCUGGCGUUGCUUUCCCGACGGGAAAGAUGUUUACGAUCGAUGGGGUAACGUUGUUUGUCACGGAAACAAAGCUGACAUAAAGGAAGGACACAAGAGCUUCCCAAGUGGUCAUUCAUCGUGGUCAUUUGCAGGGCUAGGUUUUCUGUCACUCUACUUAUCAGGAAAAAUCAAAGUACUCGAUCGCCAAGGACAUAUCGCCAAACUCUGCAUCAUUGUGCUUCCUCUGCUCGCAGCAUCACUCGUUGCUGUUUCUCGAGUAGAUGACUACUGGCACCAUUGGAACGAUGUCUUCGCGGGUGGUUUUCUAGGCCUUGUCGUGGCUACAUUUUGCUACCGGCAGUUCUUCCCUAACCCAUACGAUGAUGAUGGAUGGGGGCCCUAUGCUUAUUUUGCUGCACUGUUGGAGGAAUCGUCGAAUGACAAUGUGGAUGCCGCUGCUCAAACUACGAAUGCACUCACUGCGCAGGCUAUGGAGGUUCAUGUUGUAAAUCAAACGCCUCCGUCGAACGAAGAUAACUUUUCAACACCAGAAUUGGAUUAUGGAUCAACUUCAAGAUUAGAAGAUAUAGAACGAGGAAGAAGGUGAACCACAUGGUCAGCAAAGAACUGCAGCCGAAUCUUAAAAUUUGUAAGUUUUUCUUUUAAUGUAUGUGGAUAUGAGUAUACGUUUCGGUUCAGUUUGAUAAUAAGAAAAGAGAUUGUAAAUGAUGGAAUUGGAGCUUAAAUGUGAACCUCUCUUGGACAGCUAAGCAUAUGGGUCUGCAAACAAGUUGGUGAUUAGAAUUUGUAUAAACAGAUUGACACCUAGUCUUGGACUCAUCAUAUGCACAAGGACACCACUAUUAAAGUAAUAAGUAAUGCGAU
Hibiscus syriacus is the source of this 1656-nucleotide messenger RNA. Its product is annotated as lipid phosphate phosphatase 2-like. The transcript has 8 exons. NCBI's taxonomy places the organism in Eukaryota, Viridiplantae, Streptophyta, Magnoliopsida, Malvales, Malvaceae. Gene Ontology annotation, biological process: phospholipid metabolic process. Gene Ontology annotation, molecular function: phosphatidate phosphatase activity. Bases 299 to 1378 code for a protein of 359 amino acids. The record is from RefSeq and is a predicted model, not a curated record.